AUGGAGCUGCCUUCCAACCUUAUACCAGAUGAGGCAAGCCCUGAAUGGAUGAACAAAGGUGACAACGCAUGGCAGCUAACAACAGCAACCCUGGUGGGUCUCCAAACCAUCCCAGGCCUCGUCAUCCUCUACGGAAGCAUGGUGAAAAGGAAAUGGGCUAUCAACUCGGCUUUCAUGGCGUUUUACGCCUUUGCCAUGGUUCUCGUAUGUUGGGUAGGGUGGGGUUUCCGCAUGUCAUUCGGGGACAAACUCGUGUUUUUCCUAGGAAAACCGGGUGUUGCAUUAGACGAGAAGUUCUUGCUAAAGAGGGCAUUUGCGGGGUACUUGCCAACGGCGACGAUGGUGUUUUUCCAGUCGGUAUUCGCGGCGAUCACGGUGGUUUUGAUAGCCGGAUCGCUUUUAGGUAGAAUGAACUUUCGUGCAUGGAUAUUGUUCGUGCCAUUGUGGUUUACGUUUUCGUAUACGAUUGCAGCUUUUAGCAUAUGGUGUCCUCAAGGAUGGUUGGCAAAGCUAGGCGUUAUAGAUUUUGCCGGCGGAUUUGUUAUUCACCUUUCGGCCGGGGUUGCUGGUUUCACUGCAGCCUUUUGGGUUGGUCCAAGGGCUGAAAAAGACAGGCGAAACUGCCCACCAAACAAUGUAAUAUUGAUGCUAGCAGGAGCAGGAUUGCUUUGGAUGGGGUGGAGUGGGUUCAAUGGUGGAGCGCCAUUUGUGGCAAGCACUAUUUCAGGUCUAGCUAUACUUAACACUCACGUUUGCACUGCUACAAGCAUCUUGACUUGGCUCCUUCUUGACAGUCUCUUCUUUGGAAAACCCUCUGUUCUUGGUGCCAUACAAGGGAUGAUCACUGGCCUCGUUUGCAUCACUCCAGCUGCAGGGGUAGUUCAGUGUUGGGCAGCUAUUAUAAUGGGAAUAAUCUCAGGAAGUGUACCAUGGUACACAAUAAUGGUUCUCCAUAACAAAGUUAAGCUAUUGAAGUUGGUCGACGACCCCAUCGCCAUAUUCCACACCCACGCCAUCGCCGGUGGCCUUGGAGGCAUUCUUACAGGUUUCUUUGCCGUCCCAAAGCUCUGCCGCCUUUUCUACAUGGUGACAGACUGGGAAAAAUACCUCGGCCUCGUUUAUGGUCUGCAAAAUGGUCGAACACCAGCUGGGUUUAAACAAAUGGGGAUUCAAAUUGCUGCCAUGGGGUUCGUGAUCGUCUUGAAUGUUGUUGUGACCAGCAUUAUUUGCUGGUUCAUUGGGUUAAUAGUUCCACUGAGGAUGUCAGAUGAAGAACUGGAAAAUGGGGACGAUGCGGUGCAUGGGGAGGAAGCCUUUGCAUUAUGGCAUGAGGGAGAGAGGUUAGUGGGUAGGAGGCAUAAUAAUAAAGUGUAUGAUACACGUGAGUUUUCGUUUGGAGAAUAUAAAGAUGAAGUUCAAAUGGUGUGACGAUUUUUGU
This is a messenger RNA of Gossypium raimondii (Peruvian cotton), 1438 nucleotides long. Its product is annotated as ammonium transporter 2 member 4. The transcript is spliced from 3 exons. The coding region runs from base 1 to 1428 and encodes 475 amino acids. Gene Ontology annotation, biological process: ammonium transmembrane transport. The record is from RefSeq and is a predicted model, not a curated record. Gene Ontology annotation, molecular function: ammonium channel activity. Lineage: Eukaryota; Viridiplantae; Streptophyta; Magnoliopsida; Malvales; Malvaceae. Gene Ontology annotation, cellular component: plasma membrane.